Messenger RNA from Oncorhynchus kisutch (coho salmon), 2976 nucleotides. Its product is annotated as short stature homeobox protein. The record is from RefSeq and is a predicted model, not a curated record. Gene Ontology annotation, cellular component: nucleus. The transcript is spliced from 6 exons. Gene Ontology annotation, biological process: regulation of transcription by RNA polymerase II. Gene Ontology annotation, molecular function: DNA-binding transcription factor activity, RNA polymerase II-specific; sequence-specific double-stranded DNA binding. The coding region runs from base 142 to 1071 and encodes 309 amino acids. NCBI's taxonomy places the organism in Eukaryota, Metazoa, Chordata, Actinopteri, Salmoniformes, Salmonidae.
AUAACAGCAGGAGUGAUCUCACCUCUUCUCCACCCCCAAUAUCGCUUCUUUUUACGACCGAGCGCUGCGUCUUGAGCUGACAACUAACGUUAAAUCGGUCAUUUUAAAGUGGGGUUCCGUGCUCAGGACCACUGAACGGCCAUGGAAGAACUUACGGCGUUCGUCUCGAAAUCUUUCGAGCAGAAAACCAAGGAGAGCAGUAAGGAGAGUAUCACGUACAGGGAAGUUUUGGAGAGUGGCUUGGCGCGGGCGAGGGAGCUGGGGAACUCGGAGACAAGUCUACAGGACAUAACGGAAGGCAGCAACCACUGUCCGGUACAUCUAUUCAAGGAGCACGUAGAGCUAGAGAAAGAAAAACUGAAGGAGUUUAACGUUUCACGGGCCACGGAAGGGAUAUAUGAGUGUAAAGAGAAGAAGGAGGACGUAAAGUCUGAGGACGAGGACGCACAGAGCAAACUGAAGCAGCGGCGGAGCAGGACAAACUUUACUCUGGAACAGCUCAAUGAGCUGGAGCGCCUGUUCGACGAGACGCACUACCCCGACGCAUUCAUGCGGGAAGAGCUGAGCCAGAGGCUGGGACUGUCAGAGGCGAGAGUGCAGGUUUGGUUUCAAAACAGAAGAGCGAAAUGUCGAAAACAAGAAAACCAGAUGCAUAAAGACACCUCUUCAUACUUUCCAGGUGUCACUCUGGGAAUUGCCAGUCAUCUGGAUGCCUGCAGAGUAGCUCCAUAUGUCAACAUGGGAGCGCUACGGAUGCCUUUUCAACAGGUCCAGGCCCAGCUCCAGUUGGAGGGCGUGGCUCACUCCCACCAUCACCUGCACCCUCACCUGGCGGCGCAUGCACCCUACCUGAUGUUCCCGCCCCCGCCCUUUGGACUACCAAUCGCCUCUCUCGCGGACUCAGCCUCUGCAGCGGCGGCCGUGGCGGCGGCUGCCAAGAGCAACAGCAAGAACUCUAGCAUCGCUGACCUCCGACUCAAGGCAGGACUUCUGCGGGGCCAGUGGCUCAGUCCACUCCAGGCACACAUCACAAGUCCAGGACCGUACAAACACAUGUGGAUGUCUGUCUGAGCCGAGGGCCGGGCCGGGCCAGGCCAGACCGGGAGACUUUAGAACAAAGCAAACUGGCAAAGCAGGCAAGCAGGGCCAAAUACUAGAGCCUCACUGAUGCCGAUGCCGUCACGUUGACUUUACAGACUAUUGUGUGUUUGGGAAAAGACACUGACACCACGAGGCAUCGGACUAAACAUUACACACAAAAAAAUACAAAAUUUAAGAAAAAAAGAGAAAAGAAAUGGCCAUGUUCUCUGUGUAACCACUGUGUUGUUUCCUGCCGCUGCCCAGUGCAUGAGUUCUAUUGGAGGACUGCAGACUUAUCACGGAGGCUGGCCAUGUUGUAUCCGACCUAACACCCCAACUCUGUUGUAUCACUGCCAUUCAAAAUUCCCACUAUAUAUACUCUCAUCCACAAAGUCAAAGAUCAUUGGGGUUUGAUUUCCUUGAAACUGUGGACUGACAGGAAUAGGCUAAUCUAAUCCCUUACUUUCUGCUUUUGGAGGAUGGAAAGUGUAAAUGUGUUUUGCUGGGAAUGAGUCCAAAAUAAGUUUUUUUGCUGUUCUCCUCACAUUGUUCUCUCUCUCUCUCUAGCUUUCUUUCUUUCUGUUUAUCGUGAUGUUUCUUGGGAAUAGAAGUGAAGAUAUUCUUUGCACUUCAGGUCUUGUAUGUGGGAGUUUACAAACAGCACUACAAGCAGAUACUACUUUACUAAAUGAGGGUGGGGAAAGGAACCGAUUUGGGUUUUAACAUGUCAUCAAAAAGAGACGUUCACAAAACGUUUAGAAGGAUAAAGGGUAUAACUGCAAUUUUUUGUAAUUUUGAAAAUAUGAAGGAAGCAUCAGUUAAACUGAAAUGCAAUUGUGCGCAGUUUAAGUGCAAUACUGUAAAUAUGAAGAAAAAAAGAGAGAAAAAAAGCAGUUAAUUGUUAGAGAUAAACAAAUGAUUUGCAGUGAUUUGUUUCAGGCACUGAUAAAUCCGUGUGUUGAAUUUCUUUGCCAAACAGACCCGUUUUUUUCUAAAGCAUUGUAUAUUAUGUUAUGUUGCGAACUCAUCCUCAAUCAUUUGCCAUAACCCCAGAAAUGCAAUGGUUUUCAAACAUAGUUUUGUACACAUCAGGAAACUAUAAUAACUUGUUGAGGUAGACAUGAGCACCUGGGUUUGAAGCUGAAAUCAAUAACUGAAACUAGGAUCUGAAAUAAUUUAUCAUAAUCUAUUGCAUUAACAUGAGACAAAGCAUUAUGUCAAAUUCCACCAAAGAUUCUAACAAAAUGUUACAAUUGAUGUUAUAUGAAAAAUAAAACCAUGGCAGUGUUGUAGAGACAGUUUUGGCCUGUACAUGUUAAACUUGCAUUUAUUUGCAUGUUCAUGUUGCAAUUUCAUGGUUUAACAACCCAAAUAAAGAAUGCCUUCUAGCUAGUAUUAUAUUUGAAACAUUUGCAAAUUCAGAGGAUAAUGUUUUGUGUCAUUGAGAAGCAGAUCCUAGUAAGGUCUACCUCAAACAAUGUUUUACCAACACUUUCUCUGUUCUCAAACCACCAUUUAUAGUUAUUUAGCAAUGUCUCCAUUUUAAAUUAAACACAUGGGUGCUUUUAUUUAUUAUUUUUGUCUGAAAGUUUAUACAAUUAAAAAAUAGUUGAAAUACAAGUGUACAUUUUGACAUGGCUUCGCAUUUAUUUUUACAUGUUUUUUAAAUGUUACAUUUGCAACGGGAGAUGCGUGUCAGCGUUUACAAACAUUUCAGGGAUGGUUGAAUUUGAUUAAGCUCCAUUGAAUUUGUUAUGCCUACCACAAGUAUUAUCAUUUCAUAUGCAAGCAUGCCUAAACAUGAUUCACUAUACAGUUUGUAUUUUUUUCCUUUUGAUUCACAAAAUAUGAAUGUACAAGUAAACUAUCAAUAAAGUUAUAAAUAUUUGUACUGAA